AUGGAGAGUGGAGCUAGAACAAUCAUAUUCCUCAUUUUGUCUUCGGCUCUAUUCUCUUGCAAUUCCGCAGGUGGUGGCCUUCUAGCCAGUCCUGGUGGCCGUCUAAGCCCUGGUGGUGAAAUGAUUUUUAACGUCUUGAGUUUUGGUGCCAAACCUGGCCAAAUACAAGAAAGUACUCAGGCUUUCAUUAAGGCAUGGCAUGCAGCUUGUAAUUUCAACGGGAGAGUCAGGCUACUAGUCCCACCUGGGGUUUACAGACUAAGUGAAACCACAUUUGGAGGGCCAUGCAAAAGCCAAUCGCCCAUAAUUGUUCAAGUUCAAGGAACUCUUCAAGCAGUUACUGAUCUCUCGGCUUACACGGGCAAGGGAUGGAUCUCAUUCAGCAAUGUUAAUGGCUUAACCCUGACCGGAGGAGGUACUUUUGAUGGGCAAGGCCGGUCCUUGUGGCGAUAUAAUGACUGCAACAAUAAUCCUGAUUGCGUGCACCUACCCGCUUCUCUGUAUUUCACCAAAGUGACAAACGCCAAAGUAAAGUCUAUCAAAAUAAUAAACGCCAUGGGAUUCCACAUGCACGUUACUAAUAGCUAUCUGUUUAGGGCAUACAGACUCGACAUAACCUCUCCGGCUGAUAGUCCAAACACUGAUGGAAUGCAUAUAAGUAGGUCCGCUAAUGUGAAAAUUUCCCGAUCCAUCGUUAAAACAGGGGACGACUGUAUCUCCAUAGGUCAAGGAGCAACCAAUGUUACCAUCAACAGGAUAACCUGUGGUCCUGGACAUGGCAUUAGUGUGGGUAGUCUUGGCAAACUGCCAAAGGAAUUGGAUGUACAAGGGGUCAUUGUAAAAAACAGCACAUUACAAGGUACAACAAAUGGUCUCAGAAUCAAAACAUAUCCAGCAUCGGAUCCGAGCAGGGCUUCAGGGAUGCUUUUCCAGGAUAUAAUUAUGGACAACGUUGAGAACCCUAUCAUCAUCAACCAGAAUUAUGGCACAAAAUCAAGCAAGCCAUCCCUUGUGAAAAUCAGCGACGUCAUAUACCAAAAUGUACGAGGAACCACGUCAUCACCGGUUGCUGUCAAUCUGAUGUGUAGCUCACAGGCUCCAUGUCAAAACAUCCACCUUAACAAUGUCAACUUAAAAUUUCAAGGCAAUUUGAAACUUACUGCUACUUGUACUAAUGCACAAGUAGGCUACAGUGGAAUACAAAUUCCACCACCUUGUCAGUCCGGUGCUUCUGCCUAA
Messenger RNA from Fraxinus pennsylvanica, 1239 nucleotides. The record is from the annotation of a GenBank genome assembly. NCBI's taxonomy places the organism in Eukaryota, Viridiplantae, Streptophyta, Magnoliopsida, Lamiales, Oleaceae.